Molecule: messenger RNA, 1430 nt
Organism: Triticum dicoccoides
Lineage: Eukaryota; Viridiplantae; Streptophyta; Magnoliopsida; Poales; Poaceae
Product: WRKY transcription factor WRKY28-like
Exons: 2
Coding region: 127-1113 (328 amino acids)
Biological process (GO): regulation of DNA-templated transcription
Molecular function (GO): sequence-specific DNA binding; DNA-binding transcription factor activity
Source: RefSeq, a predicted model, not a curated record
UCCUGCCACCCACGACCACUUCUCAACCAAGCUGCCCAUCCAGCUUCCCGGUCUUCCUCGACUUCUUCCCCGGCCGUCGUAGAUUCGUUUCCCAUUCUUGAGCUACUGCGAAUUCAAGGAAGACACAUGGACGAGCAGUGGAUGAUGGGGCAGACUUCCCUCAGCCUCGGCCUCAACGUCGGCCGGCCGACGGCGCGGCGGGGUGCCCCUCCGGUGACCAAGGUCCUCGUGGAGGAGGACUUCAUGUCUUCCAAGAAGAACCACGAGGUCGAGGCGCUGCAGGCGGAGCUCCGGCGCGUGGGCGAGGAGAACAGGAGGCUCAGCGACAUGCUCCGCGCGCUCGUGGCCAAGUACUCCGACCUCCAGGGCAAGGUCAGCGGCAUGAUGGCGGCGGCGGCCGCGGCCAACAACCAGCAGUCGUUGUCUACGUCUGAGGGCGGCUCCGCGGCCUCGCCCUCCAGGAAGCGCGCCCGCAGCGACAGCCUCGACACCGCCGGCCGCAAUCCUUCGCCGCCGCUCGCCGCGGCCGUCAGCAUCAACGUCGUCCCCGACCGCGACCAGGUGGAGUGCACGUCCGUUCAUGAGCCGUGCAACAGCAAGCGCGUCCGCGCCGAUGAGUGCAAGGCCAGCAGGGUCUCCAAGCUCUACGUCCACGCCGACCCCUCCGACCUCAGCCUCGUCGUGAAGGAUGGGUACCAAUGGCGGAAAUACGGGCAAAAGGUGACCAAGGACAACCCAUGCCCGAGGGCCUACUUCCGGUGCUCGUUCGCGCCGUCGUGCCAGGUGAAGAAGAAGGUGCAGCGCAGCGCCGAGGACAACACCGUCCUGGUGGCAACGUACGAGGGCGAGCACAACCACGCACAGCCGCCGAAGAUGCAAGGCUCUGGCGGCAGGAAGUCUGCCGACGCAGCCGCCGUCCGUGCAUCGCCAGCGCCGCCGCUCGCCCAGCAACAGCCGAGGCAGCAAUCGACAACGGAGGCAGGAUUGGCCGCGGACAGGAAGAACCUGGCGGAGCAGAUGGCCGCGACGCUGACGAGGGACCCUGGGUUCAAGGCGGCGCUCGUCUCCGCGCUCUCCGGCCGGAUCCUCGAGCUCUCGCCGUCUGAUAGUUGAUCAAGCGAGCGGCUUCGUCUUCGUCUUCGUCUCCAUUUAAUUAGCAUUUGUAGCUGAAAAGUUUAGGUCAUGGUCAUUAAUUUUGAAUUGCUCGCCUAUCCAGAGAUUAAUUGUAUAUAAUUAUUUCAUUAGCUCUACGGAAAACAUAGUACCGAAUUUGUACGACAUUCUAGAGUGGAUGCAGCAAAGAUAUACUUCCUUCAUCCCAAAAUAAUUGUCGAUGAUUUAGUAUAAUUUUCAUUAGUUCGUAGAUGGAAAAUGUGUACAAGAUUAUCCGUUUUGUUAUUUCAAGACGAAAGUAGAGUUUUCCGAUCAAA